Mesorhabditis spiculigera is the source of this 1320-nucleotide messenger RNA. The record is from the annotation of a GenBank genome assembly. NCBI's taxonomy places the organism in Eukaryota, Metazoa, Nematoda, Chromadorea, Rhabditida, Rhabditidae.
AUGCUGAAUCUGGUGUCGCCCAAGCAUGCAGAGGCAUUUGCUGAAGUGCUGGAUGAAUACAGCCACCGUCGGUACCAGCCUUUCCUGGAGUUCGCAGAGUCCAUUCUUCCCCAGACGAUUCUUCGUGCGGCCAUCACCUCGGCCUAUCGUCGUCCGGAAAUUGAAGUCGUGCCUAUGUUGUUGGAGCAGGCACGUCUUGGUGAAGAGCAAAGCCGUAAGGUGCUAGGACUGGCAACACGCCUGGCCGAAAAGCUGCGCAAUCAGAAAGGUUCAAGUGGCAGGGCAGGUCUUGUACAAGGUUUGCUGCAAGAGUUUUCGCUGUCAUCCCAUGAGGGUGUUGCACUCAUGUGCUUGGCUGAAGCCUUGCUCCGCAUCCCUGACAAAGGUACUCGCGAUGCGCUGAUCCGCGACAAAAUAAGUGCAGGUAACUGGAGCCAGCACCUUGGGCAGAGCCCAUCCGUAUUCGUCAAUGCUGCGUCCUGGGGCCUUUUGAUCACCGGCAAACUGGUGUCGACCCACAAUGAGUCAGGCCUGUCGAAUUCAUUGAAUCGCAUCAUCGCGCGGGGCGGUGAACCCGUGAUUCGUAAAGGCGUAGAUAUGGCCAUGCGCAUGAUGGGCGAGCAGUUUGUGACAGGCGAAACGAUCGCUGAGGCACUGGCGAACGCAACUCGCCUGGAGGCUAACGGUUUCCGCUACUCCUACGACAUGCUGGGCGAGGCUGCUCUGACCGAUGCUGAUGCACAGAAAUAUCUGGCGUCUUACGAGCAGGCCAUCCACUCCAUUGGUAAAGCGUCGAAUGGCCGUGGAAUCUACGAGGGGCCGGGCAUCUCGAUCAAGCUGUCGGCCCUGCACCCGCGCUACAGCCGAAACCAGUACGAGCGGGUCAUGGAGGAGCUUUAUCCACGCCUGCUGUCUUUGGCCUUGUUGGCCAAACACUAUGACAUCGGUAUCAAUAUUGACGCAGAAGAAGCCGAUCGCCUGGAAAUCUCUUUGGAUUUGCUCGAGCGCCUUUGCUUCGAGCCUUCUCUCUGCGGUUGGAACGGUAUCGGGUUCGUUAUCCAGGCUUAUCAGAAGCGUUGCCCUUACGUUAUCGACUAUGUCGUUGACCUGGCCAAGCGCAGCCGCCACCGCCUGAUGAUUCGCCUUGUAAAAGGUGCCUAUUGGGACAGCGAGAUCAAGCGUGCUCAAUUGGACGGCCUUGAGGGAUAUCCGGUGUACACCCGCAAGGUUUAUACCGACGUCUCCUAUCUGGCCUGUGCCCGAAAGCUUCUGGCCGUGCCGGAAGCCAUCUAUCCGCAAUUCGCAACUCCACAACGCUCA